AGGAAAUAUCAGUGCGUGGGGCAGACAGCUUUAGAAUACAAAAGCUUUUUAUUCCUCGAAAUAUUAUAUCGCGAAGGUGAAAGUGAAAGAAGACCUUCCCCUCUGAUCAUUUCGAGAAAAAAAUAGCGGGGAUUUUUGCAAAUUGUCAAACCUCUUCACAUUAUACUCUUUGUUAUUCGGCUCCAGUCACUUCCUCCUUACGUGUUCGUUGAUUCUUCUCUUUUUCGAAUAUUUCGAUGUUUUCGUCUGAUUACGAUUCCUUAUAAAAUAGACCCAAGAAACUUUAACUGACACUAUUGACAAGUUAUCCGCGGGAUUCACUUGUCGCAUGGGUUUCAAGAGAUGUUUGCUUCCACUUUAUUGCAAGACCGAUGUUUUCUCGAUUUCGAAUUAACUUCUGAAUUAACUAAAGAUUUUCCUGCAGUGGAUAUCUCUCUUCACAGUAAAGUUGUUUUAAAUUCUGAGCACGGACCAACCACUACGGAUUAACUUUUUGCUUCCUUUUAUCAUUUUCAAUAUCCCAGACUUUUAAAAUAAGAAAGUUCUUCAAAAAGUCCAAGCGAUUUAUGUCAGACGGACCAACCUCUUGAGCACAAAGGCCUACUUUUGAACGUUUCAGAGGAAGCACAUUUUCAUAUAGGAGGAACGUCAUGGCGGCCGUCACGCAAAUGUUGUCUGGUUGUUUCUUCAUCUUCUGUCUCCAUUCCGUCUUUGCCAGCGAUAAUGGUCAACUUCAUGAAACCAUAUUACGAAAUCGACGGACGACUCAGGGAGCAACCAUACGUGUGGUUGGUGGCAGUAGCCCUACAGAGGGAAGGGUCGAGGUCUUUGUCAAUGGCGCUUGGGGAACUGUCUGUGAUGAUCUUUGGGAUAUCAACGAUGCCAACGUAGCAUGUAGACAACUUGGGUUCGGUCGUGCCAUCUCUGCUCCUGGUAGUGCCAGCUACGGCUCAGGAAGUGGCAGUAUUCUACUCGACAAUCUUGCAUGCACUGGUGCGGAGAGCAAUCUCCUGCAUUGUCCUCACAGCGGAGUUGGAAGCCAUAACUGUGGUCAUAGCGAAGAUGCGGGAGUCGUCUGUAGUAGCGAUCUGUCAUCAGCCAUACGUGUGGUUGGUGGUAGUAGCUCUACAGAGGGAAGGGUCGAGGUCUUUGUCAAUGGCGCUUGGGGAACUGUCUGCGAUGAUCUUUGGGAUAUCAACGAUGCCAACGUAGCAUGUAGACAACUUGGGUUCGGUCGUGCCAUCUCUGCUCCUGGUAGUGCCCGCUACGGCUCAGGAAGUGGCAGUAUUCUACUUGACAAUCUUGCAUGCACUGGUGCGGAGAGCAAUCUCCUGUCUUGUCCUCACAGCGGAGUUGGAAGCCAUAACUGUGGUCAUAGCGAAGAUGCGGGAGUCGUCUGUAGUAGCAGUCUGUCAUCAGCCAUACGUGUGGUUGGUGGUAGUAGACCUACAGAGGGAAGGGUCGAGGUCUUUGUCAAUGGCGCUUGGGGAACUGUCUGCGAUGAUCUUUGGGAUGUCAACGAUGCCAACGUAGCCUGUAGACAACUUGGGUUCGGUCGUGCCAUCUCUGCUCCUGUUGGUGCCCGCUACGGCUCAGGAAGUGGCAGUAUUCUUCUUGACAAUCUUGCAUGCACUGGUGCAGAGAGCAAUCUCCUGUCUUGUCCUCACAGCGGAAUUGGAAGCCACAACUGUGGUCAUGAGGAAGAUGCGGGAGUCGUCUGUAUGCAUAGUAGCGAUCUGUCAUCAGCCAUACGUGUGGUUGGUGGUAGUAGCUCUACAGAGGGAAGGGUCGAGGUCUUUGUCAAUGGCGCUUGGGGAACUGUCUGUGAUGAUCUUUGGGAUAUCAACGAUGCCAAUGUAGUAUGUAGACAACUUGGGUUCGGUCGUGCCAUCUCUGCUCCUGGUAGUGCCAGCUACGGCCAAGGAAGUGGCAGUAUUCUACUUGACAAUCUUGCAUGCACUGGUGCGGAGAGCAAUCUCCUGUAUUGUCCUCACAGCGGAGUUGGAAGCCAUAACUGUGGUCAUAGCGAAGAUGCGGGAGUCGUCUGUAGUAGCAGUCUGUCAUCAGCCAUACGUGUGGUUGGUGGCAGUAGCCCUACAGAGGGAAGGGUCGAGGUCUUUAUCAAUGGCGCUUGGGGAACUGUCUGCGAUGAUCUUUGGGAUAUCAACGAUGCCAACGUAGCAUGUAGACAACUUGGGUUCGGUCGUGCCAUCUCUGCUCCUGGUUUUGCCCGCUACGGCUCAGGAAGUGGCAGUUUUCUUCUUGACAAUCUUGCAUGCACUGGUGCGGAGAGCAAUCUCCUGUCUUGUCCUCACAAUGGAGUUGGAAACCAUAACUGUGGUUAUGGCGAAGAUGCGGGAGUGAGCUGUGCGCCAUCAUAAGGUGGAGUAAUAACACAGUUAUUUAGCAUGAAGUAAUACAGUGUAACACCCGUCAUGAGAGACUAAUGAGUGAUCUUUUCAGGCAGGUGGUCUUUAUGUACAUGUUCCGAUUUUAGCAGGGUCAAAUGAGAAAUGUGGUCCUUUUAUACAGAUGCUCGCUAAAGCAUAUUUGAUUGUAUAACUUCUUACAGCAGAUGACUGGGUCUGAAUCUGAGAUUCAUUCAAUAAUAAUAAUGUUACCUUCCAUAUUUGAUAAUAUGUUCAAAAUAACAAAGGAUGUUCAUUCACAUAACAUAAGACAUUUUAAUGAUUUAUAUAUUCCAUUGUUAAAAUACAAUACUUGGAAUGCAUACCCAUCAAUAUAAAAAUGUGCCCAUCUCUUGCCUCAUUUAAACGAAAUAUAAACGUCAUCUAGAGAAGGAAUUUCUAUCUUAAUUAUGUUUUAUUAGCCUGUACACAUUUGUUUAUGUACUACCCACUCUUUCUUUUCUCUUUACUUUGUAUACGUAUCUGCGGCCAUUGGAGCCCAGCCUUUGAAAGGCCAAUGGCCUCUGCUGGCUCCUCCAUAUUCUUUGUAUGGUUUAUAUUUGUUUCCUAUAUGUACAAUAUAUUGUUGAUUGUAUUUUUUACGAGAAUUGGCAAUAAAAUGAAUGUAUGAAUGAAUGAAAGUAUCAUCCCUUAUUAGGUGAAUUCUGGAAAAGAUUGACAUUUGUAUUUUUUAAGAUGAAAAUUAUUUCUGAGCUUUUUUGCAAAAUCUUGUCACUAUAUUUUUGCUUUUUAGAAAUAGGUUCUAUUGUAAGUCCAAAUGAUUUACUAUGUUAUUGAUCUUAAAGGAAGAGUGUGGAUAUUGGCUAAUCAAUCAACUCAUCUGAGAAGCAAGUUAAUCACAUCGUUAUGUAAAAAAGGAAUAAAUGUAAAGCUUUGAUCUGUGGAGAUAAGUUUCUAUCUUUGUGAAUAAAAAUAAAGCUAUUUUCCCACAGAUAAAGACAGUCUUGAUUUUGAAUGUAUUACAUUAUUCAAUGUAAUUUUGUAUCUUUUUUAAAUUACUUAAAAAGUCAUUAAAUCUAUAUAUGUGUGAUGACGCACAUAAAAUCAUA
This is a messenger RNA of Strongylocentrotus purpuratus (purple sea urchin), 3478 nucleotides long. RefSeq names its product deleted in malignant brain tumors 1 protein. Bases 651 to 2381 code for a protein of 576 amino acids. The transcript has 6 exons. The record is from RefSeq and is a predicted model, not a curated record. Gene Ontology annotation, cellular component: membrane. Lineage: Eukaryota; Metazoa; Echinodermata; Echinoidea; Camarodonta; Strongylocentrotidae.